UACUUCGCCACGUUCCCCUAUUUUUUUUACCAGCCCCCACAGUCAUACUCAAGUGGUAGAGUCCAUUCAUCGGAAGCACCGUCAUGGAGUUCCUGAUGCAAACGGAGUCUGAAUCUAUUAGCGCAGUGUUCAAAGAAUACAGCCAGUUCCCCACCCCAGUUUCAGUCACCGUGUAUCCAGAAGUACAAGCUACCCCUGGGACGAGGUACAUUAGCUUAUUUGCAGAGUGGAGCCAGAAUGAGACAGACCGAGGAACAAGGUUGCGAUAUAGCAAGCAGUACACCCUACUGUGUGAUGACAGGGCGGUGCUGAAAACACUGCCCCCUGGUCACUGCAGCCACGUUAAUGGAGAAUUGCUCAGCAGACACUCUCCCUCUAGAACACUCAAGGCUGUUGUCAGAGAAACCAGUUCUCAGGGCAAGGCUCACCAAUUUCUCGAGAUAUGGAACAGGCAUGGUUAUAUGAAAAGCCUUGACCUCACCUCCUUAAACAAACAUGGGAGAGUGUACGAAGAUGCUCAGUUCGGCUGCUUGGCCUGGUCUGCUUGUGAAGGGAGGGUGCUAUACGUCGCAGAGGGGAGGCAGUCUAAGGUGGAAUCAUCUACUGUCCCGGAAUCCAGGCCAGCCAGCGAGGAUGCUGGGGAAGGGAAUUCUGGAAAGGAGUUAACAACUGGCAAGGAGGACCAGAAUGUGUACUUGGAAGACUGGGGAGAAGGCCUUGUUCAGAAGAGUGUCCCAGUGUUGUGUGUAGCUGAUAUAGGCAAGUGCACAGUAACAGUGCUGCAGGGCAUCCCCACACAGGUGUCCCCUGGCCAGGCGCUGUGGUCCCCAGGGGAUGAGGGUGUGCUGUUUGUGGGAUGGUGGCACGAGCCUUUUCGACUGGGCCUGAAGUUCUGCUCCAACCGGAGAUCCGCUCUUUUUCAUGUAGACCUUGAAGGGAACUGUGAGUGCCUUUCCUCAGACCAGAGUGCGGUCUCAUCUCCUCGUCUCAGCCCAGACAGAAGCUGCAUUGUCUACCUGCAGGGCCAGGUGUUUGGGCCCCACAACCAGUGUCUCAGCCUGCAGCUGUAUGACUGGGAAACUAAGAGGACCUCUUUGCUGGUGGAUGUAGUCAAGAGACCACAGGACGGGGAGUUUGCUGGGCUGUAUGAAGCCUUGCCCCCACGCUGCUGGUCUGCAGACAGCCAGAGGGUGCUGUUCAGCAGUGGCAGGCGGAACUGGAAGGAGCUCUUUGUGGUGGACAGAAGCACAAAAAGAGUCACUCGUCUUGUUGACAUUGAGGAAUUUGGAAGCUGGAAGCUGCUGGCCAUUGAAAGAGACGUGAUGGUGGUCAACUGUUCCUCCCUCAACAAAGCUCCAUGCCUGAAAGUGGGGUUCCUGCCCCCAGCAGGGGGAGAAGCUGGGGUAUCCUGGACUGCCCUGAAUGAGCCCCAACACAUCCCACACCUGGAGUGGAGGGUCCUGAACGUCACCCCUGCGGCCCAGGAGGAGAACGCUGAAUACUCUGGCCUUGAUUUCGGAGCUCUUCUGGUGAAACCCCGCGUUCCUCGAUCUGGGGUAAAGGUGCCCCUGGUGGUGUUCGCUCAUGGUGGUCCACACUCGCAGUUCUCAGCUGAGUGGAAUGUUUCCUCUGCUGCUCUGGCCAGGGUGGGCUUUGCUGUGCUCAUGGUGAACUAUCGGGGGUCCACUGGAUUUGGGCAGGACAGCAUCCUGUCUCUUAUUGGGAACAUUGGCAGCCAGGAUGUCAAGGAUAUGCAGAGAGCAGUGCUGACUGCCCUGCAGAGCGACACGACCCUUGACCCCAGGAAAGUGGCUGUGAUGGGCGGCUCUCACGGAGGGUUCCUGGCCUGCCACCUGAUUGGCCAGUACCCAGACUUCUACGGAGCCUGUGCGGCCCGGAACCCUGUCAUUAACGGUGCCACCCUGCUGGGCACCAGCGACAUCGUGGACUGGCGCUACUCAGCGGUGGGGCUCCAGUACUCGUUUGACCGCCUGCCCAGCCCAGAUGCUCUGACCGCUAUGUUCCAGGUGUCUCCCAUUGCUCAUGCCGCUCAGAUCAAGGCUCCUGUACUGCUUCUGUUGGGAGGUAAAGACAAAAGGGUGUCCCCCCACCAAGGCCUGGAGCUGUACCGUGCGCUGAAGAGCAGAAACUCCCCCGUUAGACUGCUGUGGUUUGCAGAAGACGGCCACUCGCUGGCCCGUGUGGACACGCAGGCAGACUGCUUCCUCAACGUGGUCCUCUGGUUCCAGAAGCACCUGGGCCUGCGCUGAGCAGCUGCACGGGAGGGCCCGCUGUGCAGAAGUAGCCCUUCACUUGAAAGACAACCUGCUGAAAUACUGUACCGCGGAGCCUCGGAGAUAAGAACUCAUGCACACUGGGAAAUCUUACAUGUUCGUGACAUUGUAAAACUGACAUAAAACUAUGCGGAUUUCAAUGGUUUGAAUCUUUUUUUGAUUGAAAACUGUGGCUGUAUUUUAAUAGGCCACUCCCACUUUAUAUACUUUACCGAGAUUUAAGUUAAUCACCAACAAUGAUUACAACAAAAUAAGGAUUUCAUGAGAAUAUUCAUGAAUUUUUUUCAGUGUCAGCUUUCUUGACAAUACAAUGAUCUGUUUUUGAAACACUUGACUUCCCUACAUAGUAUUCUUUAGCAGAAGUACACACAGAUACCCGCUGUCUGACAUAAUGCAUUUCCUGCAUGUUCACAGCAUCCUGCAGUAUCCUACAGACACAACUAGUGGCUACAUACGAGUCAGAGUUGGUUGCACUGUGAUACUGGGACUGUCAGAGAGGCUCUGAUGUGUCAUUGAGUUAAAUGGUCAGUGGAAUAGUAACCAGAAGUGAUGCUGUGUAAUGUUGGUGGGAGGAUCCAAUUGCAGUCAUACCACUUCUCACAAUGAACAUUAGGGGGCAGUGUUGCAUCGUGUGUCCCUGAAAUCGCCGCUCCUGCCAUUCAAGACAACAGUGUUUAAAUUGGUUUAUAGUUAACAUACAUUUUUUGGCUAAUAAAGCAAAAUUUUGUGGAGAA
This is a messenger RNA of Conger conger (European conger), 3028 nucleotides long. RefSeq names its product S9 family peptidase (gene apeh2). Gene Ontology annotation, molecular function: serine-type endopeptidase activity. The record is from RefSeq and is a predicted model, not a curated record. The coding region runs from base 84 to 2270 and encodes 728 amino acids. Lineage: Eukaryota; Metazoa; Chordata; Actinopteri; Anguilliformes; Congridae. Gene Ontology annotation, biological process: proteolysis. The transcript is spliced from 22 exons.